Messenger RNA from Rotaria socialis, 849 nucleotides. NCBI's taxonomy places the organism in Eukaryota, Metazoa, Rotifera, Eurotatoria, Philodinida, Philodinidae. The record is from the annotation of a GenBank genome assembly.
AUGUCCACAUCACCGCCAAGGUCUGUCAAAAACAUCACAGCAAGUCUAACAAAUGUUCCCAAUGUUCAAUCCUCCACGAAUUCACGGGUGAACGCAUCCAACUUGAGAAGAUUAGCGAUGGGUUUCGCUAUCAGUGCAACGGUUAUAGUAGCUGCUACCGUGGCUGCUGUUCUUUUUGUUGUAGUAUUUGGAGCGACAUCGACAACAACUGUAACUACAACAACAUCAACAACAGCGACGACUGCUACUACAACGACAACGACUACAACAACUACGACAACAACAACGACGACGACAACAACAACGAAAACAACAACAACUACAACGACAACUGCUACAACGACAACAACUACAACUACAAAGACAACAACGACAACCACUAGCACAACGAGUACUACGACAACCACUACGACAACAACUACUUCGACGACUACUACUACUACAACCACCACCGCUGUACCACUCAGUUACAUGUUUUGGUCGUUUGAUUCGAAUUAUAAUGACUUAUAUAAUAACUACAAUGGUGUGGGCAUGAAUAGUCCCACUUUCUCUUCGCCUGGAUACACUGGCUAUGGGUCGGCUCUCUCGGUUAGUAGCGCUAGUUCGCAAUAUGUACUAGUUGCUGCAUAUAAAAAUAUGACAUACACAAGUUUCACUUGGGAAUUAUGGGUCAAUCCGACAACUUUAAGUACUACUGAUGGCUUGAUGCUGGGAAUGUGUCAGAACCCUAGUUAUAGCUUAUGUUUGUACUUAAUGACGCGUUCCAGUAAACCGUAUUUUGCUUUCUAUGGAAAUGAUUGCAUUGGUUCAACAGUUGUUCCAGCAGGCCAAUGGAGAUCUGUUCAAUAA